GAUCAACAGGAAGUUCUGACCAGCUUUGUUUAUUACCUUCUCGGUCUUGCUCACUUUUUUAUUUUGGAAGUCAAUAAAGUUUUAUGUGUGUAUUUUGUAACAUGAUUUCUGCUAUGAGAUAAUAAAAUAUGAUCGUGCGCUAACUUUGUAAUGGACGCGAUUUCGAGCGGCUUUUGAACGUAACGGUAGUGAUGUUUGUGGGAUUGGGAUGAAUCAGCUGAUUGUUUUACUCAUGAUUCAUCAAUAUCUCAUUCGUGUUUAUACGCGUCAUAUGCAUCUAAACCAAGCCACGGGAGUUGAACUGCCGAGAACUUAAUUCGGCUUCUCUCGGUGUCAAACUCAACCGGAGGGUAAUGUGAGAGCUCGGCGGCAGCAGGAGAGAUGCCGUGCACAUGCGGGAACUGGAGGCGGUGGAUCCGGCCUCUGGUGCUGGUGCUCUACAUUCUGCUGCUCCUGGUGGUCCUUCCACUCUGUAUAUGGGAACUUCAGAAAUCUGGGGUUAGUACUCCUAAUAAGGCAUGGUUCAUCGCUGGGAUAUUUGUGUUUAUGACUAUACCCAUCUCACUGUGGGGGAUUUUGCAGCAUCUAGUACACUACACACAACCGGAGCUGCAAAAACCUAUUAUCAGAAUAUUAUGGAUGGUUCCUAUAUACAGCCUGGAUAGUUGGAUUGCAUUGAAGUAUCCCAACAUUGCCAUCUAUGUAGACACAUGUAGAGAGUGCUAUGAGGCCUAUGUCAUCUACAACUUCAUGACCUUCCUUCUCAACUUUUUGGGAAACCAGUAUCCCAGUCUGGUGCUGAUGCUGGAGGUGCAGGAGCAACAAAAGCAUCUCCCCCCUCUUUGCUGCUGCCCUCCGUGGCCCAUGGGAGAAGUGCUUCUGCUGAGAUGUAAACUGGGGGUUCUGCAGUACACAGUUGUGAGACCCGUCACCACAGUCAUUGCUUUGAUUUGUCAGCUUUGUGGGGUCUACGAUGAAGGUAACUUCAGUUCAAAAAAUGCCUGGACAUAUCUGGUUAUCGUCAACAAUCUCUCUCAGCUUUUUGCCAUGUACUGUCUUGUGCUGUUCUACAAGGCUCUGAGAGAAGAGCUGAGUCCCAUCAAACCUGUGGGCAAAUUCCUCUGUGUCAAGCUGGUGGUCUUUGUGUCAUUCUGGCAAGCUGCGGUCAUUGCGCUUUUAGUGAAGGUCGGUGUGAUCUCAGACUCGCACACCUGGGACUGGGACAGCGUGGAGGCUGUAGCCACUGGAUUACAGGACUUCAUCAUCUGUGUGGAAAUGUUUUUGGCAGCCAUUGCCCAUCAUUUCAGCUUCACUUACAAGCCCUACAUACAGGAAGCAGAGGAAGGUUCUUGCUUUGAUUCCUUCCUGGCCAUGUGGGAUGUCUCAGAUAUACGGGCCGACAUCUCGGAACAAGUGCGCAAUGUCGGGAGAACUGUCAUGGGUCGGCCAAGGAAAACAUAUUUUGGUGAAGAGGUUUUCCAGGAUGAGAACAGAGGACUGCUGUCAGAUGGUUCUCAGGAUCCAGGCGUUGAAUCGUCCUCCACCCCUCCAUCUCCUAAGGGCCGUUACCAGGGCAUGGGCCACACCGUAACCCCCCACUCCAUCUCUGCUCCUGCCAACCUUGGCAGCGUACCAUGGGAAGGAGAUGUGGAUGAUAUCACGCCCGCUUUGAUAUCUGCCGAUCAUACAGAUCCAGGCUCAGACUAUGCAGCAAUCAUUUAGCAUCACAAAUAGUUAAUGCACAUCGAUCUAAUGUGUGUUAACUACUGUUUCUAGUAUAUGCAGCCGCCGUUAACUCUGGUAACCAUUCAUACUCGUGUUUAAUAUGUGUUCAGAGAGGCUCGGUGAAGCUUUGGAAGCAAGAACACAUAUGAAGGACUUGAGUGGUGUUGGUCCUCUGUUUUUAUCUCAGUUUGGGAUUGCUUUGCUGAAAACAUGACCAAAUUAUAAACUGACAGAGCCAAGCACAGUAAUUCUCCAAUACCCGUUUUAAUUUUUCACACCAUCAGAUAAUUUAAGACAGCUUUAUGAAUGUUUUUAUUCUAAAAAAACACUAUGUAUUGAUAAUGCUACUUCAAAAUGUCAUUGACAUCCUCCUGGAUUUUAUCAAGUAAUUUUAGUUUUUUUGUUCUUCGUCAUUAUCUGAUACUUUCACAUUUUUAUCUGUGAAUGCAAAUACGUUUUAAGUAAUAUGGUAAGUGUUUUAAUUUUUUUCUUCCAUGGAGCAGCACCUUGAUCAUGGACAGUAAUAUCAAAUUGCCAGGAUGCCAUGGAGAUCUGCAACAUCUCCACUCAGCAGAGUAUAUGCAUGUGGUAAAGCAACUACAGUUUAAACAUUGGCUCUAAAG
Messenger RNA from Carassius carassius (crucian carp), 2348 nucleotides. RefSeq names its product transmembrane protein 184C-like. The transcript is spliced from 10 exons. The record is from RefSeq and is a predicted model, not a curated record. Gene Ontology annotation, biological process: transport. Bases 382 to 1722 code for a protein of 446 amino acids. Gene Ontology annotation, molecular function: transporter activity. NCBI's taxonomy places the organism in Eukaryota, Metazoa, Chordata, Actinopteri, Cypriniformes, Cyprinidae.